AUGGCCGAUUCUUCCAGUUCAGGCGCCGCUGCUGGUACCGCUGGUGCCAGCCAGCCAAAGGCGGCUCCAAAGCCACCUAACCCGGUAUUCAAGAUGAUGGGUCUGCCGAAUAUUCGCUUCAAGCUGCCCUCUCGCAACUGGAUGAUCUUCUUCACUGUCACCGGUUCCUUCGCCGGUGCCAUUAUCUACGACCGUCGGGAGAAGCGCCGCUCACAACAGAAAUGGUGCGACCUCGUGGCUCAUAUCGCAAACGAGCCGCUGGGCGUGGACCAGAUGCGCCGCAAGUUGACCGUUUACUUGGCUGCGCCGCCGGGCGAUGGUCUUCGCGUGGCGAGGGACCAUUUCAAGGAGUACGUGAAGCCCAUUCUGACCGCCGCGGCGUUGGAUUACACCGUCAUCGAAGGACGUCGCGAGGGCGAUGUCCGUGCCAGCACUGCAGAGGGCAUUCGCAAGUUGAGGCGGAAGGCUGGUGAGCAGAGCUCGGUUAUUGAGGAGCCCAGCGUUGAGUCGGCUGUCUUGGACAUGCGCGAGCGGAUGGGUAUCCGGGAUGAGCCCGGUGCCAAGGGUGAUCUGGUUAUUGGACGGCAUACAUGGAAGGAAUACGUUCGGGGCUUGCAUGAGGGUUGGCUUGGACCAUUGAGCCCUCCACCGCCUCCCGUUGCAGACGUCAUUCCAGCUGAGCUGGUAGAGGAGACAAUGCAGGACACCGCAGCCGGUGAUCAGCCCUCCGAUGCCGCACAAGCCAGCCCCGAGCAGAAGACUGAGCCCGAGGAAAAGAAGGAAGAGAAGCCCUCGAAGCCUGCCGGCCCCGCUGAGCCUUACAUCCUCACUGCCGAUUAUCCCUCCGCCCACCUCCCCUCCUCGAUCCCCCAGUCCCUCGACAGCUCCGUGCCCAUUGAAUUCCCCCACAUCCUCGGCUUCUUCAACACCCCGAUCCGCAUGUACCGCUACCUUACCCAACGACACCUUGCCGAGAGCAUUGGCAGCCAAGUCGCAGCCCUUGUCCUCGCCGCAGACGCCAGACCCUACCGCGACGAGUCCUUCAGCUCCGACUCCGAAGUAAGCGCAGCAAGCGCCGACUCAACCCCCUCCGGCACAUACGAACAGCAAACCCUGCUCGAACACGAAGAGAAGGAGUGGCACAAAUCCGUUCACAAGCGCGAUGAGGAAAACAAAGAUAAGGAACGUGAGUGGCUAGAUGAUAUCGUGCUUGAUCAGCGCAUUGCCUCGCGCAUGCAGCGUGCCACAAUUUCGCCCGAAGACGAGGCUCGCUCUCAGCGCAUCGCUUCGGAGGAGGAAUACAUUCUCGGUCAGGAACGGCCGCCUCCCGUUGCUUUCUGGCAGCGCAUGUGGAUCAAGUACGGCUACGGCGAGGACGAGGAGACUUUAAGGAAAAAGCCUAUCCUUCCUAUCGUUGAUGACGAGGAAUAG
This is a messenger RNA of Penicillium cataractarum, 1431 nucleotides long. RefSeq names its product Tim22-complex subunit TIM54. The transcript is spliced from 2 exons. Gene Ontology annotation, cellular component: membrane; cytoplasm; intracellular membrane-bounded organelle. Bases 1 to 1431 code for a protein of 476 amino acids. NCBI's taxonomy places the organism in Eukaryota, Fungi, Ascomycota, Eurotiomycetes, Eurotiales, Aspergillaceae. Gene Ontology annotation, biological process: sphingosine biosynthetic process. The record is from RefSeq and is a predicted model, not a curated record.